UCUGGGAGGAUAGAACUUUCAGUUUAACUCUUGAAUCCAUCUGAAGCUUAUUUUGGUGAAAACUAUGUGCGAUAAUCUAUAACUUUUUUUCCAGAAGAUCCCUGUGCCCAGCUCUAUUGCAAUACUGUUUCCUUCCUCAAGGACACGUAAUGCCAUCCCUACUAUGCAAUGUACCAUCAUAUGGUCUGUUUCGGGUUGUCUGUCAUUUUCCACUGUCAGAUGUGUUGGAUUACAGCAGCCUGGAACCCUCCUCAUCACCUUUUUUAUACAAAGUUAGAAGUCACUUUGUCUAGGCUGAAAAAGAAAAAUUUCAUCUGGGAAUCAAUUCAGUGAAAAGACAUUGGGGCUUUAGUGCAAAAAACAAAAAAAAACACGAGAAGAAUGAGUAGGGAUGUGGUUCCCAAAAUAAGACUUUGCAGUUGUGAAAAUUCAGGGAGGCAUCCUGCCAACUGUCCUGUUUACCAGCUGAAGAAUCCACAGGGCAGUGAGUUGCAAUAUAAAAGGCUAUUUUGGUGCUCCCAGACUCCGAUAGUGAAGGCAUUUGUAUUAGUAAUUUCCAAACCAGACACAUCCUUUUUUAGAUUGGUCGCUUCCUGGCCUGUAUGUUUAUUCUUAGGGACCAGCUUCAUGUUCUGGAGCUGGAGCCUGUGCCGGAGCGGUUCCAUAAGGGGUCCUCUGUCCUUUCACAUCCAGGCGGAACCGCUGACCUGAGGGUGGAACACUUGGGUAUUUUCCCAACGGCAGGGAACGUGGUGACAGGGGAGAUGGUAGAAGAGCUUAUUAUUUCCGGAGCAGAUAUAAUCAAAGUGGGAGUUGGACCAGGCUCCGUGUGCACCACCCGCACCAAGACGGGGGUGGGCUACCCCCAGCUGAGCGCUGUGAUCGAGUGCGGGGACUCCGCCCAUGGCCUGAAGGGGCACAUCAUCUCGGAUGGAGGCUGCACUUGUCCAGGAGAUGUCGCCAAAGCCUUUGGUAAGGGGACACAGAGGGCUGGGAGGGAGCUGGCACAGCUGUGUGCUGGGGCAGGGUGGGGAACAGAGGGAGGAGGUGGGACGUGCCCCUUCUGGGCCAGGGCGGAGCUUCCUCUCCCUGGAUUCCAUCCCCAGUUGGCCCAAGGCCCGGCGUCGGUGCACUGCUGGUGAAAUGCAGAGCAGGCUGAGUGCCCAGGGAUAGACUGG
Messenger RNA from Manis pentadactyla (Chinese pangolin), 1178 nucleotides. Its product is annotated as GMP reductase 2-like. Lineage: Eukaryota; Metazoa; Chordata; Mammalia; Pholidota; Manidae. Gene Ontology annotation, molecular function: oxidoreductase activity. The transcript is spliced from 4 exons. The coding region runs from base 603 to 1142 and encodes 179 amino acids. The record is from RefSeq and is a predicted model, not a curated record.